AUAUUUUAUUCUUAUUAUUAUUGUAUUCAAAACAGUUGCCUUCCGUGACAAUAAGAUAUUUAGAGGAAUACAUGUACAAUAUAUUUUCUAAUAAUAAAUGUAUAAAAAUAUGUUGAAUGUAUCAAAGUAUGCAAUGAGUUGCCUAAUUAUUAAGCUCAUCUCAGUUAUAAAAAAUUUUGUAUUAUAGGUGAAUUUUUUUUUACUGGGCGCCGGGUCUAGUUUUUACAAUAACUUCUUAGAAGUAAUCUGUUCAAACAUAAUAUGUAUUUGCUGUAUGGGGCCUAUGAUUUGAUAAUUAUCAUUAGUGUCCACAACAGAUCGUCCCAUAAAGAUAUUUCUUUAUAGAUUAUGAAAUUUUUCAAUCGUAGUAAUAUAUCUUAAAGUAUUCAACAACCUGAACACUAAGAAAGCAAGCAACAAGUUUUUUCACUUACCGAUAUUCAUUAAAUAUUUUGUUCAAAUUAUAUUGUAAGAACGUAAUCAUUGAAAAUAUUAUUUAGUUGUUGGUUGAGUAUGCCUUAUAUUCAUAAACGGCUCCAUGGAUGUUUACAAAGGUAUUCGCAGUAUUGCAUUGCGACGGGGCUUGGAUGCAAUGUCCAUAUACUAUAAGGAAAGAUAUGCUGCUAGUCGUCGCAAAAAAUUGAAGUUAUUUGAACCACCUAUACCAGGUCUUACUUUUGUAUUCCACGGACUAAUUCAAAUCGAUUGCGAACACUUUGCUAUCGAUUUUCUCACUAGGCAGACAAUCACAAACUCCGAAAACUAUGAUAUCAUUCUGCAGAUUGCACCACGUCUUCCGCAAAAUUAUAUAGUCCGCAAUUCGCGUCUAAUGGGCAAGUGGGGUCCCGAAGAAAAUUCAUCCAAUUUACAUUUUCCUUUAAAACGUGGCAAAUAUUUCUGGAUACAAGUGCUACUGACUGAAGAAUCCUUUUAUAUUUCAGUAAAUGGCUUCCAUUUCACAAAAUAUAAUUAUCGUAUGCCAUACAAAUGGUUAAAGGCUAUAGAAGUAAGUGGUGAUGUAACUGAUGUGAUUAUCGAAAGUUUCUAUGUGAAAGAGUAUCCUGUCCGUCUGGUGCGUUCCUUCAAUAUAGAUCUGUCUUAUACCUCAACUUGGUCGAAGGAUUUUCAUACAAUUCCUGCGGAGUGGUUACGUAUUGAUAUACCAUCCAAAUUUUUAAAACAUGUGAGUUCGCCACAAGUCCAAUUAACUUUACCAUUCUAUGGCCGAAUCCCAGAAGAAGAAAAGUUGACUGAUGGUCGUGCGUUACGCAUUGAAGGUCGCGUACGUCUUAUGCCACAAAGUUUCAGCGUGGCCUUGCAGCGAGGAUUUUGCAUCUGGCCGCAGCCAACUGUCUCACUAUUAUUUAGGCCAAGUUUUGUGAGAAAUAGUCAUGUUAAGGUGGGUAAAGCUAUUAUUACCAGAAGUGCUUUUAUCAAUGGUGCCUGGGUGAAUCGUGAAGUAUCACGCCUGCAUACUCAUUUGCGUCCAGGAAAAGCAUUUGUUAUAGUAAUUGCUUGUAGGAAACAGUGUUACGAAUUAUUUGUGAACAGCAAAUUAUUAUUGGCUUUUAAGCACCAAAUGAAUCCCGCUGACGUUGAUAUUGUUAAUAUUCGAGGCGAUGUUAAGCUGUGGAAUAUUGUUGUCGAGAGUGCAAAAGUUCCCCAGAGAAAAUCUGGUCGAUCGAUAAUGGGUCAUAUUAGUCGUAUUCGAUUAAACGAUAAUGAAUAAAACUUGAUAAAAAUACAUAUAAUUUUAAUAAUAUAAAUUUUAUUAUAUGCAUUUAGAUGUCAUAUAUUACUUGCAAGCACUAUUCUGUCAUUUUGGGCUUUAAAAUCGAAUUGUAAACAAAAACUUUUCAAAUAUCUAUUUAUUUUAUUACGGUCCAUAAUUAAAAUAUCAGAUAGGGCAGGGGAAUUCCAAAAGGUCUACUGCUCAUAAACGUUAGCUCGCUGUCAAGUCGAGUGCAUCCCAUAAUAGGAACGCAGGUGGACUGAAAGGGUCCUCUACGAUUGAUUAUUAAAAAUGAUAAUCGAUUAAAGUUGCCUCCUGCUAGCUUGCAAUGCUGUCUGUUGGCCUGCUGUGCUGAGCUGACGUUUAUGUCUAGAUGUGUUGAGCACGACAGUUGACAUUGUUUUGCCAUGUUAAACAAAAAGCAGGAUAUAAAUGGGCAUAGCCGAAAACGUCAAGAAAUCAUAAAAUAUUUCCCAAGGUUGCGAAAGGAAGAUUCUUGUAGCAGAGCCAGGAGAAAAUAUAUAUUAUUUAUGGUUCAAGUUCGCACGUGAUCCGCAUUCUCUUUUUUAUAAUGGCGAUCAUUAAGUGUAUAUUAUUUAAUAAAACUAAAAGUAGUGUGAGCUCAUUUCCUCUUUAGUUAUGUAUUAGAUUUAAGACGUAAGGUUUUAAAGGUUCAAAUAAUGAGCUGCACAAUUAACACAUACUCACAGCUCAAAUCAAUUUUCUUAUAAAAAACUGGCUCUUGUAGAUUUUAAACCUCAAUGAUCAAGAGAGAGGGAGAGCUUAUUUUCCGUAACUUAUUAAACCUGCAAUUAAUUAUGCGCUCUGUGUAGCACCAAAAACAACUUGUUUUGACUUCCAAGACAUUAAUUAUUAAUUAUAUAUUUUUUAAUGUCUUUACUUGAAAACUUUCAUGACAGAAAUAAUAAAGUCGUCACCGCCUUGAUGAUCCAUUUUUAAAUUUUGCCAAUAGCUUGACCAUUUUUGCACUUCAUCGUUAUUGAUAAUGAUAUUAGGUAGGCUGCGUGUUUUAUAUUAAUAUCUUGUUUAAAGCAUCACUUGUUCUUAAUGAUUAUAGUAAAGCCGAUAUUUUUAGAAUAAAUCGUAUUUCUAUGUCACUAACAUUGGCUCUAAACAAUUAGCAAAAUAAUGUUUACUUCACUGAAGUGUCAUUACAUGGUUACAUGGUCAUUGGCCUUCCAUUACAUAGCCGCCUAUGUUACCAUUAUGGCGGUGUCAAGUAGCUUAUCAAUAUUCCGUCUGUGUAGUGUAGCCUCACAGUGCACAGCCCAAUCAAUUCCUCUGCAGUGCCGCAGUAACAGCCACAUUCUAAAUUAAACCUCAGUUGAGGUUUUGCUCUUUUCAAUGCUACAGAGACUGCUUCAGUCAACUGUUUGAAAUGGUCAUCGGAAUGUAACUUGUUUCGUAUAUCGUGCACUACUCGUAAUAACCCAUUCCUUAAUAAUAGCCGCUUGCCGACGAAUUAAACAUUGCCAAAAAAAAAAUAAAAUCAACAAAAAUGUAUCCA
Messenger RNA from Drosophila sulfurigaster albostrigata, 3260 nucleotides. RefSeq names its product galectin-6. Gene Ontology annotation, molecular function: galactoside binding; carbohydrate binding. The record is from RefSeq and is a predicted model, not a curated record. The coding region runs from base 539 to 1729 and encodes 396 amino acids. Lineage: Eukaryota; Metazoa; Arthropoda; Insecta; Diptera; Drosophilidae. The transcript has 2 exons.